Messenger RNA from Xylona heveae TC161, 880 nucleotides. RefSeq lists its product as hypothetical. Bases 356 to 661 code for a protein of 101 amino acids. Lineage: Eukaryota; Fungi; Ascomycota; Xylonomycetes; Xylonales; Xylonaceae. The record is from RefSeq and is a predicted model, not a curated record. The transcript has 3 exons.
GCCUCGUACGGCGCCAGCAGCUUUCUUUUGUCAUCUGCCUUGGAAUACAGAAUAUUCAUUUAACCCUAUUUUUCUGCUAUUCUGCAACUCACGCAUAUACUCGAUUGACGAACACGCGACACCAUUCUCACCUCCCGCUACGUCGGGGCUUAAAGCUCGCUGCUAUAUCCCUUAUCUAAUCUGCCCAGCUCUCCGCCGCAACAUUUGAACUUUGGCGAACUGGGCCUCUCUGUCAAUCUCUUGCUUGAGCUCCAUUGACAUCUUGUCUCAAGCUCCGCUGGCAUCUUCUUUCUUUUGAGAGCAGUAGCUCUACUGCGUAUAUUCCGUCCUAGCGGCUUAAUUACACAAAGACGUAAUGCGCGUUCACGGAAGCCUAGAAAAAGACACCGAGGCAAACCAGGCCGCGUGGGAAGCGGUGCAUGGUGCCGUCGUUGGUGCCGCGAGGUGGGGAAUCUGCAGCGCAGUAGUGGGUGCCGCAGGAUUUGCUUUUUCGCCGAUAUAUCGUGGUCUGACUGUGCAAUUCAAAAUAUUUCUUCAAAUGUCCGGAAUGACAGUAGGCUCCAUGAUUGAAGCGGAUCGACGGCUACGCGCCUAUGAAACGACAGUCCGACAGCAGAAGCGUUUGGCAAGACAUUUGGCUACCGAAGAAUUAUCGCGAUGAUUCUGUCGAAUAAAUAUCUCUCCACAUGCUUUCGUCUUCCGUUUUCCGUCAUUCGUCUACACAGCUUCUUCAUCAAAAGCGCUUUUUCAAUGUACAUUUUUUGUUUACGAAGUACAACUGUAUAUUUGACAACAAUAUAGCCAGGAGGGGGGGUUGAUAGGGCGUAUAGGGCGCAGGACACAGGGCGCAGGGCGCAAGUCAUAGGGCGCAGAGAGUUGU